AUGGAAAUCGAGAAGGCCCCGGAGGCGUUAGCAGGAGAAGUACGUCCGCUUCUACCGACUAACUACAACAUCAUCGUUGAAUUGAGAAGCCAAGUCAUUUCGAAAAACCGACGAGUUCACUCCACCCUUCUCGGGAAACUCACGGGAACUUUAGGGGCACGUCCCCAGCUUAUGUUAUUGGGAAAAUUAUCGGGAAUAAUUCUUGGGACAUUUUGGGAACAUUCAAUGUGAAUUGUCGUAUUUUAGGCCAUCCAGGCCAUUUCUCUGAGGAGAAGAGAACUCACACUCAUGAGUCGUCUAAUUUUGUUAAUGGUCUUUCCUGUCUAAUCUCCGAGGAGAUGCAAACUCUCUCAAGCUGCUCAGAUGUGGACUCCGCCAACGAAGGUGAGUCCGAUUCAAAGACUGAAUACAUUCCAGCACUCAGAAGACUUACGCACGCUUCCAGCUCCCUGAUGAUUAAUGUCAUAACCCGAGGAAGUGCCAGGCCCGCCCAAAAACAAACGGAACAGCCCAAGGUAAGUCAAAAAAGGCACAUCAGGCUCACGGGAGUUUGGCCGCCCUGA
Bursaphelenchus xylophilus (pine wood nematode) is the source of this 563-nucleotide messenger RNA. Lineage: Eukaryota; Metazoa; Nematoda; Chromadorea; Rhabditida; Aphelenchoididae. The record is from the annotation of a GenBank genome assembly.